This is a messenger RNA of Lycium barbarum (goji berry), 3505 nucleotides long. RefSeq names its product pentatricopeptide repeat-containing protein At2g36730-like. Bases 1518 to 2882 code for a protein of 454 amino acids. NCBI's taxonomy places the organism in Eukaryota, Viridiplantae, Streptophyta, Magnoliopsida, Solanales, Solanaceae. Gene Ontology annotation, biological process: RNA modification. Gene Ontology annotation, molecular function: RNA binding; protein binding. The transcript has 2 exons. The record is from RefSeq and is a predicted model, not a curated record.
UAUGCAUGUCUCAAUCGGGAAGUAUGGUAUUAAUUUUUUUAGGAUCAAGAUACAUGAACUCGGCUUAUAUCGCAUGAACUACUUUGUUGUUGGACCAAAUAACUUAAAUUGAAGACUAUGACACACAACCUCAGGCUAACAUUUGCACGGGGGACAUCUAUUGAGGAAACAACUGAUACUUCAUUUGAUAUGGAGAUCUUUAACUUGUGUCAUUUAGAACAGCUAACAAAUUAGCAGUUAUUACCAAAAUAAAAAAUAAAAAAAAAUUAGCAUGAUGUCGAUGAGGGAGAAUUAUUCAGUAAUUCUUCUUUUUCAUUUCAUUUUAAUUCUAGGUUUUGUUAAAUUGAGCGACUAACUUUUAUAUUUGUAGAUAUUGUUGGCCAGGUUGUGACCUUCGAAACGAUUCAGACCUACAAGCAAGGAGACAACAAUAGUGUUUUUAUGAAUGUUGAACUCGAAGACACUCACCAAGUUUCAUUCAUAAAUAGAAACUUUACUUUUACAAUAUAACUACUUAUAGUUUUUUAAAUGAACAAUUACCAUGAAACAUAUAGGAGGAACAUGAUUUCGGCAACUUUGUGGGGUGAACUUGUGGAUCAAAUUCAACCUCACUUGAAUGGAUCUACAAAUGAACCUUUGAUUGUUGUUUUGCAACUUAUCAAAGCUAAAAAAAUCUGAAGUUUACCAAGUUUACAUCUAUAUUUGAAAUUCAGUUUCAAAUUUUUUUAUAAUCCACUUCAUACCCAGGAGUAAUUCAGUGUAGCUAUUGGUAUAUUUCAAAACCAUGGAUAAAUUCUACUCUGCCGUAAUCUAUUGUGCUUAAAUCCAAGUUUGUCAACAAUAUAAUUUUCUUCUGUGUACUAAAAAAAUAUUAAUAUGAUUUACAACUUAUAGUCUUCAGACUUAUUUGGAUUAGUUGCAGGCCGUCAAUCUAACCGUGAGUGGAUUACUAAGACAAGUUCUCAGCAAUUUUUGUUGGAGGAAGAUCAGUAUUAUGUCUUGCAAGUAGGGGACUGAUGAAAGAAUAUAAGGGUGAAAUUUCUUGUCACUUUGUGAAUGAAUAAAUUGUUAGGUGACUUAUUUCUGCAAGUAUGUGCAGCAGUUGCCUCAAAGGGAUCUUAUGUAGCAGUUUUGUUUGAUAAAUAUAGAUGCAGAUAUAUGUGGAAACCCUUACUGGCAAAACUAUAACUCUUGAAGUUGAGAGUUUAGAUACAAUCGAUAAUGUAAAGGCCAAAAUCCAGGACAAAGAAGGUAUUCCAACAACGUUUGAUCUUUGCAGGAAAACAGCUCAAGGAUGGGCGUACUCUCUCAGACUACAACAUCCAAAAAUAGUCAACCCUCCACUAAUUAGUCCUUCGCCUUCGCGGUGGAAAGCAAAUUAAAAGGAUAUUAGUAAUGCGGAAUCUUGCUCGUGAAACCAAUUUUAUGGAACCUAGGGUGGUAAAUCCUCCACAAUAUUGCCUUUUCCUUUCCUUAAUUCCCAAACACCCUCUACAUCAAAACUAGAAUGCUUGGAAAUGAUUUCCCACCAAAUAGAGGCACUUUUCCAACGUUCCAACACGACCAUACAUCUUCUGCAACUUCAUUCUCUAUUCAUCAAAACAGCUCUCAAUCACGACGAGUAUCGUCUCUCCCAAUUCAUAUCAUUCUCAUCUACAAUAUCUCUCCAAUUCUCCCGUAAACUCUUUGAUAAUUCUCCCAUUACUCCACCAAUCUUCGCAUGGAACACAAUGAUGAGAGCAUAUUCCAAACAAGUAGAGUCUCUCAAGCUUUUUAAUCAGCUUCAAAGAAUUCGAUUAAAAGCAGAUAAAUUCACAUUCCCUGUUGUGUUAAAGGCUUGUGGGCAUUGCUUGAUGAUUGGAACUGGUGGGUCCUUGCAUUCAAUGGCUUUCAAGUGUGGUUUCAGUUCAGACUUACAUGUAAACAAUACUCUUUUGAGAAUGUAUGCCGGAUUUGGUGCGGUCAGCUUUGCAAGACUAGUGUUUGAUGAAAUGCUUGAUAGGGAUGUAGUUUCUUGGAGUUCCAUGAUGGCCGCUUAUGUUCAUUGUAACUUGCCGUCAGAUGCUUUACUCCUCUUCCAAUCCAUGAAGCUAGCAAAUGAAAAGCCAAAUUCUAUCUCAUUGGUUAGCUUGCUGGGAGCAUGUAGUCGCAUCCUGAGUAUCAGAUUAGGUAGAUGUAUUCACUCGUACAUUGUUACCGGUGGUAUGGAACUGCAUGUUGAACUGGAAACAGCCCUCCCGGGCAUGUAUGCAAAAUGUGGUCAUAUAGAGCAGGCUUUCCGCAUCUUUAAUUCAAUGGAUGAUAAAAAUUUGCAAACCUGGACCAUCAUGAUUUCUGGCCUUGCUGAUCAUGGCCAUGGAGAAGAAGCUGUGUCUUUGUUCGCCAGAAUGGAAGAAGCUGGCUUUAGACCGGACAGCUUGUCAUUUUCUGCAAUCCUAAAUGCUUGUAGUCAUAUUGGCCUUGUUGAUGUGGGCCGUGAAUAUUUUGAAAAAAUGGUAAGUAUUUAUAACAUCAGGCCGACUAUGGAACAUUAUGGAUGCAUGGUGGACAUGUUUGGACGUGCUGGAGAAUUAGAAGCAGCUUAUGAUCUUAUAAGGAGCAUGCCUAUAGAGCCUAAUUCUGUGAUAUUGAGGAGUUUCAUUAGUGCUUGUAACCAUCAUGGCCGUAUUCCUUGCACAGAAGAAAAUAUAAGAGGUAUUCUCCUCAAAAUAGAGCCUGAUCUCGGAUCAAACUAUGUGCUUGCUUCCAGUUUGUCUGUUCUUUUUGGUUAUUGCAGUGACGCGAACAGUCUAAGAUCGGCUAUGAAAGCGAAAGGGAUAAAGAAAUUUCCUGGUAGCAGUUGGGUGCAGUCGCUUGGUACCUCUUCAGAACACAGCAGUUGAAGGAUCUGCCAGCAGUGUUUUUGUUUACGCCAAACCAACACAGGAAUGAAGGUGCUGUUACAUUCCACUGACAAGAAAGAGCACUACCACGGUGGAGGAAAAUGAAUUGUUUCUUUUUGGGUAAUGCCACCAGGCUGAGGUACAAGUUUAGGAGAGCUGUUGCUUGACCAUUGGAAGAGAAUCAUACUGAAGUUAUGAAGAUUACACUGUGCUGUGAUUUUGAUUUGAGGCUCAUGGGAUAAGACGUUUGAGAGAAACUCCACAAAUUGGUUAACUUCUGGAAGAGAAAACGUCGUGCUCUGUCAGAGACACAAAUGUGUUAUCAUCCUCAAAUUUCUUUGUAACAAUCAACCAUGCCUCGGUACCGGACUAGGUGGGGUCAGCUUAGGAGUCUCCUAUACCCAUUCUAUCUUAUAUGUCCUUUAGUUUGUACUCCACAAAGCUGAAUUAAACAAUGUGCUGUCUUCCUUUAGCUGGAAAGUUGAACCGUAACCUCUGAAAUGAAGGACAAGCAAGCAGUGAACAUGUCAUGCUGGUGUAGUUUUUGUUGUAUGCAAAAUAUGGAAAACAAAGGCUUGGUAGUUGUACUACUCGAAGUAGCAAAUAUAUUUGGGUUGAUAUAA